This is a messenger RNA of Setaria italica (foxtail millet), 3664 nucleotides long. Its product is annotated as probable LRR receptor-like serine/threonine-protein kinase At3g47570. The transcript has 2 exons. The record is from RefSeq and is a predicted model, not a curated record. Gene Ontology annotation, molecular function: protein binding; protein kinase activity; ATP binding. NCBI's taxonomy places the organism in Eukaryota, Viridiplantae, Streptophyta, Magnoliopsida, Poales, Poaceae. Bases 48 to 3458 code for a protein of 1136 amino acids. Gene Ontology annotation, biological process: protein phosphorylation.
UCUACGUACCAGAAAAAUGAAGCGUUCCUGACGGCUUGCUCUAGGAUAUGGCUCAUGCACGAACUCUGAGUUCGUCAGUGCUCCUUGCCACUACCCUGUCCUUGAGCUUCCUCGUUGUUGCCUUAUCGCUUGAUACAGCACCACCUAGUAAUGAUCUCCAGACCCUCCUUUGCCUGAAGGUCCAUCUCUGUGACUCUGCCGGGCAGCUAGCCUCGUGGAAGAAUGACUCUCUUCAGUUUUGCAGUUGGGAUGGUGUUAGAUGCAGCAAGAGGCACACAUCUCGCGUUGUUGCUCUGGACCUCGAGUCGUUUGAGCUCAACGGCCAAAUACCUACUUGUAUUGCCAAUCUCACUUUCCUCACAAGAAUCCACUUCCCAAAUAACCAACUUACUGGUCCAAUUCCUCCUGAGCUUGGCCAACUAAAUAGGCUGCAGUACCUUAAUCUCAGUUCGAACAAACUCAGUGGUGUGAUUCCCGACACACUGUCUUCCUGUUCUCGCCUCCAAAUCAUCGAUCUUGGGGGUAAUUCCCUGCAAGGAGUGAUUCCUCCAAACCUGAGCCAAUGCUUAAAUCUUGAGAACCUCGUCUUGCAGCAUAACAGCCUCAGUGGAGAUAUCCCAGAAGGCCUGGGGAUGCUCCAUAAUCUUUCAAUUUUGCGUCUUGCUGGAAAUAGUCUGACGGGAAAAGUUCCUCUUUCACUUGGAUGCAAAUCUUCUCUUAGCGUUGUUGUGCUUACAAACAAUAGCCUCACCGGACCAAUCCCAUCUUGCCUACAUAACAGUUCAUCGCUUCAAGUGCUGGACUUAAUAAACAAUCAUCUUGAUGGAGAGAUUCCAUAUGCUCUGCUAAAUAGCAGAUCACUGAAAACAUUAGGCCUUGGGGUGAACAAAUUUGUGGGGUCAAUACCUGCUCUCUCGCACACUGACUCUCCCUUGGAGCAUCUCAUUUUGACAUCAAAUGAUCUUUCAGGUGCCAUACCUUCUUCAUUGGGGAAUUUAUCUUCCCUUAUCAGGCUUAUGCUUGCAUACAACAAUUUUCAAGGAAGCAUCCCGGCGAGUAUAGGUAAAAUUCCGAACCUACAAGCACUGGACCUGACUUACAACUAUUUGUCAGGAACUGUCCCAACCUCCCUUUACAAUAUGUCAGCUUUGACAUACCUUGGCAUCGGCGCAAAUAACCUUCAGGGGGAAAUUCCACACAACAUUGGCUUCACCCUUCCAAGCAUCAAAAAGAUGAUUUUUCUAGAGAACCAAUUCCGUGGUAAAAUCCCUGUUUCACUAGCGAAUGCAACUAACCUUAUGGUGAUUGACUUACGGUAUAAUUCAUUCCAUGGAAUUAUUCCUUCUUUGGGUUCGCUUCCCAACUUAGUAGAAUUAAAUCUAGGCAUGAAUCAGCUUGAAGCUGGAGAUUGGUCUUUCCUUUCCUCACUAGCCAAUUGCACACAGUUGGUCAAAUUAUCUUUAUCAGGAAACAAAAUCCAAGGAGCAUUGCCAGGUUCCAUUGGUGGUCUUGCAAACAGCUUAAAGGUUUUGCUGUUGGCAGGAAAUAAUAUAUCUGGGAAAAUACCAUCCGAGAUAGGAUACCUUACAAACGUUACGCUUCUUUACCUGGAUAAAAAUCAGUUCACCGGAAGCCUCCCAGACACACUCGGAAAUCUUUCUAGGUUAGUUGGACUAAGCUUAUCGCAGAACAAACUUUCUGGGCGAAUUCCAGUCUCAAUCGGUACUCUAAGUCAAUUAAACGAGCUCUAUUUACAGGAAAACAAUUUUAGUGGCCCGAUCCCAGAAGCUAUAGGAUACUGCAAAAAUUUAGAAAUGAUGAACCUCUCGUGCAACAGCCUUGAUGGUCAGAUACCAAAGAUGCUUCUUACUCUUUCCUCCCUUGCUAGAGGCAUGGAUUUGUCCCACAACCAACUCUCUGGACAAAUACCACUUGAGAUUGGUGGCUUGAUCAAUCUCGGACUGCUCAACAUCUCCAAUAACCUGUUGUCUGGACAAAUUCCCUCCACCCUAGGCCAGUGUGUCCACUUGGAGUCCCUUCACAUGGAAGGGAACCAUCUUGAAGGAAAAAUCCCAGAGUCUUUCACGGAACUGAGAGGCAUUAUCGAGCUAGAUCUGUCUCGAAAUAAUCUGUCUGGAGCAAUACCUGAAUGGUUUGAGACCUUCAGCUCGUUGAAGCUUCUCAAUUUGUCCUUCAACAACCUCGAAGGUUCAUUACCCACUGGUGGGAUAUUUCAUAAUAAAAGCACGGUGUACAUUCAGGGGAACAAGAAGUUAUGUGGGAGCACUCCAUUGCUAAAAUUGCCACUUUGUGAUGCAAAUGCCUCCAGAGGAAAUCAUACUUCCAAAAUUCUGAAGGUACUAGGAUUGAGUGUUCUUUCUUUGCUCCUAUUAUCAUGCUUAGCGGUCAUACUAUUGAUGAAGAAGAAGAAAGUCAAACAAGUAGCUCACUCAUCCUGCAAGGAAUUCAAAAGGGUCUCAUAUACUGAUUUAGUCAAAGCAACAAAUGGUUUCUCCCCAUCCAACUUGGUUGGUUCAGGAAAAUCUGGAUCAGUGUACAGAGCUAGAUUUGAGUUUGAAGAACGUACAGUUGCUAUCAAGGUUUUCAAACUUGAUCAACUUGGCGCACCAAAGAGCUUCCUUGCUGAGUGUGAGGCAUUAAGGAGCACUCGUCAUCGGAACCUUGUAAAGGUGAUUACUACAUGCUCAACAUUUGAUCCAUCAGGAAAUGAGUUCAAAGCUCUUAUUCUUGAAUAUAUGCCUAAUGGUAGCCUAGAAAGCUGGCUCUAUCCUGAGCUGAACAAGUACGGAUUUAAAAGCUCACUGAGUUUGGACUUAAGAAUAACAAUAGCAAUGGAUAUAGCUUCUGCUUUGGAUUAUCUACACAACCAUUGCAUGCCCGCUGUGGCCCAUUGUGAUUUGAAGCCCAGCAAUGUCCUUCUUGAUGAUGCCAUGGGUGCACAUCUUGCUGACUUCGGGUUAGCUAAGUUUCUUCACAGUUUCAGUCAUCCGUGCCAUCAAAGUUCUACAAGCUUACUAGGACCAAGAGGAUCAAUCGGAUACAUUGCACCGGAGUACGGAUUCGGGAGCAAACUCUCAACUGAAGGUGAUGUCUACAGCUACGGAAUUAUCAUCUUAGAAAUGCUCACAGGGAAACGCCCAACGGAUGAGAUCUUUACUGAUGGUUUGAACCUUCACAAAUUUGUGGAAAAUGCAUUUCCUCAAAAGAUUACUGAAGUUCUAGAUCCUUGCAUCGUUCCAAGUUCUGAAGAUGGCGAUGUGUACUACAAUUUGGAUCAUGGAAAUAAUGCAAAAGAUGGCGUGGAGAGCUGCAUUGUGCAUCUUGUUAAACUCGGGCUCUCGUGCUCUUCGCAGGUACCAAAAGAUCGACCAACAAUGCAGGAUGUUUAUGCUGAAGUCAUCACCAUCAAAGAAGCAUUUGCAGUGCUACAUGGUUGAGCAAAAGUUCUGCGGUUAACGUAGGUCAACAAGACAACAAGAUUGUAGUAGCUAAGGCUAUCAACAUCACUGCUUAUGAGUUCUGCAACAAGAAGCAACAAACAACAGUUUUUACUCAACCAUGUAGCGCUGAUUAUUUUCUUUAGGACUAAUUAACAAAUACGGUUUCAUUAGAUCCUGGACAAUUCAGGACACUCAAUAAUUUU